GACCAAAUUUUUCCCGUUAGUCGCCAGCUGGCUCCCGAACGAAAAAGUUAAUUUCGAGCCCUGUGGUACUGGAUAAAUUUGUCAAAAUGCUAAUUUUGUGUUAUUUCACUUUCAUGGUGUCUAACCAGUGGUCAAGCAAAGAAUGCAGAUAUAUGGCAGCCCUUAUCGUGGAGUACUUCAUUGUGUCAGGACUAUAUUUCGAGAGGAAGGAAUCCGAGCUUUCUACCGCAGUUAUACUACUCAACUCUCCAUGAACAUACCGUUUCAGUGCUUGCACUUCACUGUGUAUGAAUAUGCGCGAGAAAAACUUAAUCCCUCGCAUGGAUACGAUCCAAAGACUCAUGUGCUAGCAGGCGCUUCUGCUGGAGCAGUAGCCGCUGCUCUGACGACGCCACUGGAUGUGGCAAAGACAUUACUUAACACCCAAGAGAGGAGUGCUGUGGGUAUUCUUGUUAGACCAGAGGGACAUGCUGUCUAUGUGAGCGGUAUGCUCACAGCAUUCCGCUCCAUCUACAAACUACGGGGCUUCUCUGGCUAUUUCCAAGGACUUCAAGCUAGAGUGCUUUAUCAGAUGCCAUCUUGUGCCAUCUGCUGGUCAGUCUAUGAGUUUUUCAAACAUUUCAUGCACUUGACAGAGACAGAACUCUCAGCAAUUUAAACAGAGAAAGAGAACUCUUGGCUGCGAAGCGUAAUGCCAGGUUCAUCUUCAACAGAAAUGAACAUCUGCAAUACAAGGAAGCCAUUUGAAGUGUUGCUUCGAGGUUAGUCCGUGGAAUGUCGCAGUAGAUUAGAAACAAGGAGAAUUCUUGGUCGCAGAGUGCUCUGCCAUUUUUCGAAUCUUCUGACGAAGCCACAGCAGUAUUGAAGUUACAUGUACAAGACAUCCAAGCAGGGAGAAUGGAAUUUCGGCUUCAGUGGUCAUAUGCCAGUUCCAUUGUUCUACUGCUGUGGUUUGAAAAUGUAGAUGGAAGUCAAACAAGGUGGGAGAGAGGAAUUUCGGCUGCAGAGUUUACAGACCAGUUCCUGUGUUCCUGUUAGUUUAAUUGAUAGCCUCGUAAUGUUAAAUUGUGCAUUGCAGCAUUAUCACAAUGUUUCUUUAGAAUAUGGUUUAAAGGAAUACAUGUUGUAGGUAGUUUAAAUAUUAAUGCUGGAUGAUUGUUUCACUCUGCAUUUGAAGGCUAUGGACAGUGUCUUCAAUCUAGAGUAAUGAUCUGAACCUAGAAGGAGUCUGUGACAGAGUCUGAUCAUUGUUACUAGAUUGUUACAAAAGCAAUACAUGUCUUAGAAGCUGCAAUUUUAUGCCAGAGUUUCACACGGAGAGUAUGUCUGUGUGUUUGUUUGCCAUGACAAAUCAAAGAUAAUGGUGAUGGACAAUGUAAUCAGUAUUGUUUAAAUUUAAUUUUGGGGUGGCUGCUCUUUGAGGAAGAAAAUGCUGUUACAGUGUUUAUCCGUUUCUUCUUCUCUUUUGAGGCACAGAUCCUGUCGCAGAGUCGAUGAAAGGACAGGACUAAAGACAUUCUCUGCUAGGUUUCUGUGCCUUCUGUGGGCUACAAGCCCUUUUACCAGUUUAACCAUUUAACUGGUUGAUGACUUGUUGUAGUGUAGAAUAAUUAUUACGGAUCUAUCCAGCCAUAAGAUGUUAACAGACAGUGUAUAAUGGCAAGAUCAAUUGUGGAGGGCUUUACCAGUUGAGCUCUGAAGAAUAUAGUUUCAAAAGAUUGCAUCCCUGCAUAAUUUGUGAAAUAAAACUACCAUAAUUGAU
Orbicella faveolata is the source of this 1762-nucleotide messenger RNA. Its product is annotated as mitoferrin-2-like. Gene Ontology annotation, cellular component: mitochondrial membrane. Lineage: Eukaryota; Metazoa; Cnidaria; Anthozoa; Scleractinia; Merulinidae. Gene Ontology annotation, biological process: iron import into the mitochondrion. Gene Ontology annotation, molecular function: ferrous iron transmembrane transporter activity. The record is from RefSeq and is a predicted model, not a curated record.